Messenger RNA from Penaeus chinensis, 483 nucleotides. RefSeq lists its product as uncharacterized. The record is from RefSeq and is a predicted model, not a curated record. Lineage: Eukaryota; Metazoa; Arthropoda; Malacostraca; Decapoda; Penaeidae. The transcript has 3 exons. Bases 1 to 483 code for a protein of 160 amino acids.
AUGCUCAGCACCAACACUAAGAUGACAGUCUACCAGGCUUGUGUGCUGAGCACUCUCCUCUAUGGCAGUGAAGCGUGGACCCUUUACUCCCACCAGGAACGCAGGCUGAGAGCCUUUCACUUGCGCUGCCUUCGCAGGCUGCUCGGCACCACUUGGCGGGACCGCGUCACCAACAUAGAUGUCCUGGCCAAGGCGGGGAUACCGAGCAUGUUUGCCAUCCUGACCAAGAGACGCUUGCGCUGGCUGGGCCAUGUCACCCGAAUGGAUGACAGGCGCAUCCCUAUUGACAUGCUGUUCAGGGAGCUGGCCACAGGCACCAGGCACAGAUCAUGGACGCCCAGUCCUCCGCUACAAGAAUAUGUGCAAGCGCGACCUGAAAGCAGCCUGCAAGUUGCAUCCAGCUCCUAUAUCCUAUCCUCGUCUCUCACGCAACCGUUUUUGCCCUUCUUCACUGUCCUGCCUUGUAGUUCAGUCCGUGUGUAG